AUGUCGAAAUCUUUGAAAAUUCGUGAAGUUGAUAGGUUUCUCGGGCAAGUAACUUGCAUGGCCCAUGUUGCUAAUGCCAACAAGAUUGUAAAGCAGAAGCUCACCGAAAGGCAGUUAGAGAUGUUCAAGAGAACAGUUUUUGGUCGAUUCCUAGACAUUGAACUUGUAUUCAACAGCCCUCUAAUCCACCAUAUGUUAUUGAGGGAAGUGAAGAACUCAGGAAUGGACUCAAUCAGUUUCUUUGUUAGAGGAAAGGUCGUCACAUUUUCGAAGGAUGACUUUUUUGUUGAUCACUGGUUUGUGCGAGUUGGACGGAGUGAGAAGUCCUCACAUGAACUUUUUAUCAAGUGCUUUGGUAGUCGGUUGACCUCAGACGCAUUCCACUUGCAUUUGCUUCAAGAAGAAUAUAAAGAAUUGGUAUUUGAAAAUGAUGAGGAUGCAGUAAAAAUUACCCUAGCAUACUACACAAAGGUUGCAAUGAUGGGUAAAAACAAGCAGAAGAAUGCUAUGGAUCAUACCCUAUUUGAUGAUGUUGAAGACAUAGACUACUACAACUCUCUUGAUUGGGAUUUAAUCAUUUGGCAAAGGACACUCGACUUCUUGAAGACCGCACUUAAAGACAAGACAAAAGUCAAAGAGAGUCUUGUCAUGUUCGAGGCUGAGAAGGAGUUUCGGGACGCCUCAAUUGAUAGACGGGCGGUAAGACAAGCCCACUCUGACACCGAGAGUUCAGGGAGCUCUAGUAGUCCAAAUAGUGAUGGUGGUUCAGAUAAUAAGGGUUCAUAA
Messenger RNA from Benincasa hispida (wax gourd), 786 nucleotides. RefSeq lists its product as uncharacterized. The record is from RefSeq and is a predicted model, not a curated record. Lineage: Eukaryota; Viridiplantae; Streptophyta; Magnoliopsida; Cucurbitales; Cucurbitaceae.